CGGCUUAUGUUUGUGCUGUGUGGCUUAAACGCCGUGUCAGAAGUUUGAAGGUUAGCCGAGUAGCUAGCUCCUGAGCUAGCGUUAGCUUAGUCACGAAAGCCAUCGGUUUGUACGGAGCCUGCCUGCCCUGCCAGGCUGAUUCUGUACGGUUAGCCACAGGGCUGGGCUUUGAUUUACAGUCCAACCUGUCAGCUUUUCGUCUUUUACCUAUCCAGUCCGGUCAGCUCACCAAGUGGCACCGUAACAUGAAGUUAUGGAGGAGCGGAAGCUAAAAAGAAAGAGUCCCAGGACUUCCACCAGCGCGGCGCCUCCGUCCGGUGGCUCUGGCCGGAAGAAUAGCGCUUCCACUGGAGGACGGCACCUUGGCUACACGGGGACUCACUCCAGCCAAAAGAACAAGAGCAGGAGGGGAGUGAAGGAUAAACCCAGGUAUCAGCAGGGUUUGGGUGGUAAAGCUAGUCAGAACCAGGGCCAGGCAACACCGAUCGUCCAGCACUCUUUUCUCACAGAUGUUUCAGAUGUACAGGAGAUGGAGAAUGGCCUGCUCAGUCUCCUCAACGACUUCCACUCAGGGAAACUACAGGCAUUUGGCAAUGAGUGCUCUAUUGACCAAAUGGAACAUGUGAGAGAGAUGCAGGAGAAGCUGGCACGCUUGCACUUUGACCUCUACGGUGAGGUGGAUGAAAUGCCCGAGGAUCAGAGGAAAACAGCCUGCGACACCAACAUGGACAAGUUGCUCCUUAAUCUGGAGGAGCUGAGUUCUUCCAUUCAGAAACUGAAUCUAGCCGACACACAAGAGAUCCCGAGGACUGCGAGCGUGUGACUUCCGUCGUCCCAACAUUUCUCAAUCAAAUUUGAGCCGACUAUUUCAUUUAUAGUACCUAUGGGGGUCUAUAAGUAUGGGGGGUUGAAACUGCCAUAAUAAAUAAAUGCAAAAUAUC
This is a messenger RNA of Maylandia zebra (zebra mbuna), 941 nucleotides long. It is a transcript of the gene ccdc28a, whose product is annotated as coiled-coil domain containing 28A. The record is from RefSeq and is a predicted model, not a curated record. NCBI's taxonomy places the organism in Eukaryota, Metazoa, Chordata, Actinopteri, Cichliformes, Cichlidae.